This is a messenger RNA of Drechmeria coniospora, 2655 nucleotides long. RefSeq lists its product as uncharacterized. The coding region runs from base 1 to 2655 and encodes 884 amino acids. The transcript has 6 exons. The record is from RefSeq and is a predicted model, not a curated record. NCBI's taxonomy places the organism in Eukaryota, Fungi, Ascomycota, Sordariomycetes, Hypocreales, Ophiocordycipitaceae.
AUGGCCGUUUUUCGACCCGCACGUGCCGUCGGAUCGGGCGUGGAAUUCGACCCGACGCGGCAUGCCCUCGGCUGUCCUUGGCGGGGGGAAAUGGCGAGCAUCGGUGGCACCUGUCGGCCGUGCUACGCGAAAGAGGCAACCAUAGGCGCAAAGGCGAGGCCGCUCGAUGAGUCGUCGGUCAGGCCGACGGCCACACGCGAACGACGUCGGAAGGCGCAGGAAUCGGAUUGUGACGUGACCUACCGUCCUUCGAGCAGGUUGCCCCCGCGCGAGACCGGCUGGUUCAUGGCUCCGUGGCGUGGCACAGCAGGAGCGCGAAGACGGUGGGAGGCGCGGGGAGUCUUGCCAAGCUGUCAAGAGGAAGAAGCGGAACCGGAGAUCGAAAGGGACCGUUGCGCGCUUGCGGGUUGGCCAGGGCCUGAGCAGCAGCCGGCGGCGGCAACCGCCAGCGGGACGGGAGUGAUCUUGAGACGAAUCGUGCGGUCCCGACGGUGGCAGCCUGACAGCGGCCCUGCGGGUGUCGCAUCCUGGACCGUGACCGGAUCCUGGGCGCACGCAUGUACAUAUUGGCUCCGCGCCGUGACCCGUGCGCGAGCAAUCCAAUGGGAUGCGUUCCAUGCCGUCGAGCCUCCCGUCCAGAUCUGGGGGCCGCGAGACCGGAGGACGGCCGGGACCCUUGACGAGCGUGGCCUCGGCCCUGUCGAGGCAAGCGACAGGGGCAUCGCCGUGGCAUGGUAUCGAAUGGAAUCGAGCGCCAUCCGUCUCGUGCCCCUUUCCACCUCGACCCGGUGUUCUGGAAGCCCCAGCUGGACCACGGUAGCACGCACUGCACCACCGACGCCCUCCCCGCCACCGUAUCCGAAUCCCGUGCCUGAACCGUCAGACACCUCAUCGACGCCAUCAACCAUGGACGACGGCCCCCCGAACCAGGAUCCAACGAUGGUCUCAACCCCGCCUCUCUUCAACUACCUUCUCUCCUUCGUUCUCGUUGGCCUCGCCUGGGGCCUCACAACCCCCUUCAUCCGCCGCGCCGCCCGCACCCACAAGCCGCCCGUCCACUCUUUCCGCUCCUCCUGGAUUCCCGCCAAGGUCGUCGCCGCCUUCUUCGCCGCCCUCGACCUCCUACGCAACCCCCGCUACGCCGUCCCGCUUCUUCUCAACCUCACCGGCAGCGUCUGGUUCUUUCUCCUCAUUGGGCAGGCCGGUGAUUACCCCCCGUCUGUUCUCUUCCCCCUUGUUCCGUCUGCUGAUUGCGAGCAAACGGCUGCCGGCAUGGGCCUUUCGCUCGUCGGAAUCGCCUUUCUCAUGUCGAGCACGAGUUUGGCUUGUUCUGGCCGUGUCCCAUUUCACAACCUCCGACCAAGAGUCCGGAACAGUCGAGUGUGCCUCCCACUUCUGUCCGGGUGCGCCGGCGAGAUUGCUCCACCUCUUGUCCUUGUCAUUUGCGUCAUCAUUACCACCAAGUGCCGCCAUCCUUUUCUCCAUGCACCCGCCGCCGUGUGGCUCAUCGUCGUCGGCUCCCGAGCCAUCGCAGAACGCCCCGGAGACUCGGGUCCUCCACCAUCCAGCGGCGGAGAAUCUGGUCCGAGGCUGCCAGCUGCGCGUACACGUAUUCGUCGCUUAUCGAAGCAAGUUCCUAUUGAAUCAACGGGCCACAUGUCAGUGGAUUGCUCUGCAUCAGUCGGCAACGCCCAUGACGUGCCCGCUUGCGCUGCCGCUUUUUCUCCCGAGAUGUUGGCCGAUGCUACGUACCGACUGGAGCUGAUGGUCGCACGCCUGGAGCAGACUUCGCGAAGUGAGAUCCGGCUGUCGGCCACAGAGGAUCAGUUCCCUUGUCUGUACCCAUCUCUCGGCGGCGGAUUGUCGCAUGCAAAUCUUUUGUGCUUGGUGCCGUCUCGAAAAGGCGUCGAGAAGAACCCUGCAGACGGAGGAAGCGGUACCAUUAGCCCGGAGGACCUUUUACGAAUCGCAUGUCGAGCAUUCGAAAACACGACGUCGUGCUGGGAGGGAAGAGUUGACGCACUUCUGCAGCUCUGCCUUGGCCUGUUCCUCCUCGCCGCCAAAAGUCACCGGCACUCUCGUGUCUGCUGCGCAUUCGAGGAUGCGGUGACCAUCAAUGGCGCACUGCUGAAGUAUCAGCCAUCCUUCCGUGUAGCUGUCUUGCACGUUUCCGGGCUCAUCGGGUGUCGAGGCGAUGUAGUGCUGCAGCGUCCUGAAGUCGGCGAGAAGCUCUGCGACACGUGCCGUGCGGUACCCGUUGACUGCGAAAGGCUGCCCAUUAGCCUGCUUCCGAUAAACAUGCCCCGUCCUCCUCGCACAGACAGUCGGCGUCUGAAGUGCAAAGCCCGGCUGCCUAGCAAGAAGGUCUGCCAACAACCGGCCGAGAUGGAGGCGCUCGUUGAUGAGUCGGGAGAUGCGCCAUUACGCAGUCGUGGCGUCUAUGAUGAGGAGAAGAGUCAGCAUCAUCUGGGACUUCAGUCUUGGAGUCGGCCAGACAAAGAAAGGGAUUCAAACAUUGGCACAGGACGGUUUUACGACGAGGCCGAAGACCGAGAUGGGCGAGCUUGCGAAUCCGAAAAGUGGACGGCGCAGCUCGAGUUCCUUGCGACCGUGUGGCUCAGUCGAGGGUUCCGUCCCACAUGUUCGCAACGAUGA